GUGAGAAGCUCCGAUCCCAGCCACCUCUGACGGUGCUGCGGGCUAACUCCUAGUUCAUCUGUACUCGCAGAUCGCAACGAACGAAAUAAACCAGAGCAUCGUUCUUCAAGCCAAGGACCCUUGUCAUCGAUCAGAGCGGUGAUCAAGAGAUCUUCUCGACCUUCUAUUCAGAGUGAGCUUCAUCGAGACAGGAGACGCCCCGAGAUCACCAUUGUGGCAGCUGAGCCGCUGAGGCCCACCUCAUGGUUCCCAGGGGCCCCACCCCCAGGACUGGGAUUUUCCCCAUCUUCUGCAGCAGGCCCAUGGAGGUCCAGUGAGCUGGUUCCUGCUGAGCUCCCCCCAUCUUAUGAACAAGUCAUAAAAGAAAUCAACCAAGUUCAAGUUAAUACUACAAAUAACAAUAAUGCUGCUGCCACUCCAAGGCACACUAUCACUUCUGCAACGCAGACUGACUUUUCAGAAGAAGUAGACAACCAUCUGCCUCAAACACUACAGGCUCCUCUCAAGCCUCUUCAGCCUUCCCUGGCCGUCUCAGCCUGUGAUCUUCUGACAAAUGUGGGGCCUUUAAUAGUCUUUGAUAUUGCUGAAGAACAGACUUGUCCAGGAAAUGCCAAUGCUACAAGAUGUCCAGUGCCAAGACCGAGAUCCAAAAGCAACCUCAGACCAGUAGCCAGAGAUACUCAAAUUGAAGAGCAGAAUCACCAGAAAGACAGCCACGCACCUUCCCCCAGCCAGCGCCCAUCUCUGCUGGACAGUACCAACGACGUGGACAGUCGGGCAGUGAUGAACAUUAUGAACACCGAACCAAGCCAAAAUAGGCUUGUUCCACGGAUCAAAGCAUUUGAGGGUCAGACAAAUACAGAAACUUCGGGGCUGUCGAAGAAACCAGAAAUUGUUCCCCGCUCGCUCCCCGCCAGGCCUGCUGUUUCCUCAGGGAAACCCUCAGUGGCUCCCAAACCAGCUGCUAACAGAGCCUCUGGAGAUUGGGAGUCCUGGGCUGAAAACAGACCCAAGUUGGCCUCCCGGGAGGGGCUUACCUCACACUCCUCAGUACAAGAAGCAGGGGCCAGUUCAGCAACCAAACCUCAACUGCCAAAGAAACCAAACCCUGGCCUUAAACGAAGCGUCAACCACGAGACUGCGGGAGGGGGGCCCUCGGCUGAGAGCCCAAAUGGUGAGAAGAAGGCCCCAGUGCCUGCUCCUCGGCCUUUGCUGCCCAAGAAAACAGGGUCCUCAGAAAACCCCUCCCAGCCUGCAGUUUUGCUGAAACCGGUCGCUGUUCCUCCCCGACUCUCAGUGGCAUCACAAGCCAAAGUAUUCAGGUCACUGGGAGAAGGAGCCCCAGCCAACCCCCCAGCUCCGGUCCUGCAAAGCAAGUCUCCUGGGGACUUUGACCUCAUCAGUUUCGAUGACGAUGUUUUACCCACCCCAUCUGGAAACCUGGUGGAAGAAUCUGCUGGCUCAGACAUGGUUCUGGAUCCCUUUCAGCUUCCCACAAAAACAGAACCAACAAAAGAUCGAGCAGUUCAACCAGCACCCACCAGGAAACCCACUGUGAUUCGAAUUCCAGCCAAACCAGGAAAAUGUUUACAUGAGGAGCCACAAAGCCCACCACCUCUCCCUGCUGAGAAACCUAUUGGAAGCACUUGCAGUACAGUACCUGGAAAACUCAAUAACGUUGACAGAACCAGGAACCUGGAAUCCAACCAUGCUGGCCAAACAGGAGGAUCUGUGCGAGGACCCCCAAGAUUGCCGCCACGACCUGUAAAUGGGAGAGUCAUUCCAGCCCGACAACCUCCUCCCAAGGGAGCUCCUGAAAGACCACCUCCCCCCAAACUUCCUGCAAACAGAGCAGCCAAUAGAAAACUGCCUUUCAGUCGAUCUUCUUCUGACAUGGAUCUUCAGAAAAAGCAGAAUAGCUUCGCAUCUGGACUCUCAAAAGCCAAGAGUCAAGUCUUUAAAAAUCAAGAUCUGGUGCUACCCCCUCGCCCCAAACCAGGACACCCUCUCUACAGGAAAUACAUGUUGUCAGCACCUCAUGGGAUUGCCAGUGAAGACACCGUCUCGCAAAACCCCGGAGAACUCUCUUGUAAGGAGCCAAGCCAUGCUCAGAAGCCUGCUGACAGGAGCGCGCCUCAUGCUGUGGUGCUGCACGACUUUGCAGCAGAACAAGCUGAUGAUUUGAAUCUUGCUUCUGGAGAAAUUGUUUAUCUUCUGGAAAAAAUUGGUACAGAUUGGUAUAGAGGGAAAUGUAGAAGCCAGACAGGCAUGUUUCCUGCCAACUACAUCAAAGUUAUUAUCGAUGUUCCAGGAGGAGGAAAUGGGAAAAGAGAAUCAGUGUCAUCCAGUUGCAUUAAAGGCUCAAGAUGUAUUGCUCGAUUUGAAUACAUUGGAGACCAGAAAGAUGAGUUAAGUUUUUCAGAGGGUGAAAUUAUUAUUCUCAAGGAGUAUGUGAAUGAAGAAUGGGCCAGAGGAGAACUUCGAGACAGGACUGGGAUUUUCCCCCUUAACUUUGUGGAACUUGUUGAAGAACCACCCACCUCUGAUGUAGAUGUUUUAAGCACACAGGUAGCCCUGAAGACCAAAAAGGAAGAUUCUGGCACAAAUUCUCAGGCUAGCUGUCUGUCCAGAGAAUGGUGUGAAGCUCUUCACAGUUUUACGGCAGAGACCAGUGAUGACUUAUCCUUCAAGAGAGGUGACCGGAUCCUCAUCCUCGAGCGUCUGGACUGCGACUGGUACAAGGGUAAACUGCGCGACAGGGUGGGCAUCUUCCCGGCAGUCUUUGUGCGACUCUGCCCAGCUGAGGCAAAAAGUAUGCCUGCUUUAUCACUGAAAGGGAGGAAAGCCAAAGCCCUAUAUGAUUUCCGUGGAGAGAAUGAAGAUGAGCUUUCCUUCAAGGUUGGAGAUGUAAUCACAGAGCUGGAAUCUGUAGAUAAUGACUGGAUGAGCGGAGAACUGAUGGGAAAGUCGGGAAUAUUUCCCAAAAAUUAUGUUCAGGUUUUACAAGGCAACUAAAGGUGAAGCUUGACUGUGUUCCUUGGCGCAAGAACUCACUUGAACUUUCACUUUGACUAUCAGAUUUGUUUUUGCACUAUUUUUUUAAACCGAAAGAAAUACCUACGCUGUACAUGGUACACACGCAGAAAGCAUCCAGGUGUUGCAGGCGGCUUUCACGCACGGCGGAAGCGUGACCGUGGAAGCCCACGAGUCAGUGUCCUGCCCAGGGAAACGCCCCGCGAGUCUGGAGGGCAGGUGCACCAGGAGCUAGGGAGGCUCGCGAGCUAAGUGGUGCUGCACGUCUGUGUUCGUCAGCACAAAUAAAUUACCCCUGAUUCUUCUGUUUCUGCUCUAGUUUAAAAAGAGGACGUUUGCUAUUCUACCUGCUGCAACGAUCAGGAUGUCGUUUGCUAAUCUAAAUUUCAGUUUUGAUACUCAGAUUAAUUCUAACGGCUUGAACGCAUUAUCCUGUUACCAGGGCAGGCAGAGCCUUGCUUCAGGAGGGCGUGGUGCGCCGCCCAGGUGGAAGCUGUGGGCACGGGGUGAAUUCGCGCAAACUGCUCCCCGAGUCAGUGUUUCCCCAAGAAUUGGAAUGGGGUUGAAAUGGGAUGUAUCUUAAUCAAAAGAGCCAAAAUCAUCCUGAAAUAUCUUGCUAAUACAACUAACUCUUCCACAUGCCUGCUGUACUUACCCCCCCCCAUGUAUACUUUAUGUUAACAGGGUUAUUAUAAAGUACAUUUUCUGAAUAUGCAAUCACUCUUUGGACAAUUACUGGUACCCGAAGAAAUUAAUUUUCUUUGCAUUACCCCAGUAAUAUAUAAAAGCUGUGUCUUGUAGUAGUGGCGCAUUAGAAAUCACAUGCAUCUCAAAUUACGGAGCUACUGUUGAGGUAGAAAACUUGCGCGGAACCCCUGUGGCGGGGCUCUUCCCAGCGCGAGCACAGGGCAGGCUGACGUAAGAGGACUGAAGGCUGAUGGUUUCUGGGGUUUAUUCCUCUUCGCUCAGCCCACCCUCGCAUAAUUAUUCCAGUAAAUAAAAAUCCACUUUCCUACUUUCUACUGUCGAGCAUUCCAGGCUUGAGACAAAUAGUGGUUCUUGACGUGACUCAAUCAAUUACACUUUAUGGGCGACAGCCAAGUCGGUUGAAGACAAUCUUCCACACAGAUCGAUGGCAUAGAUUUUCACUGGCGAGGUAAACCGCGUUCCCAGCAAUGCCCACAACUUCUGUCUUUGAGAAAAGUUUUAGAAGCUUUUGUUACUAUUUUCCAUUGUCCAGAAGUCUUAGGCAGCCAGCAGCCAAGCCUGAGGUGAGGACGGCGCUCACAGGGACCUGCCGGGAAAGCAGCGUCACGGCGUCUUCCCUGAUGCUCAUCUCCCUGUCACAUGGUUACACUCGAUUUUGCAGUACAGGAACCGUUUCUUCCACGUUUUGAGUAAAGAAGACAAAAUAAAGCAAGUUCUCAGUAAAUGCUACCCGAGUGAUUUCAUGAAAAAUGGAUGACUUGAAGCGUUUUUUCAACCAAAUUCCCAUUUGCGGCGAGCUGUACUACAGAGGGCAGAGAUGUCGGCAAUAGGACGUGAGGUGUAUACUUCUUUGUGUGAUUUUAACAUCUUAGAUUGAAGAUUGAUUAGCUUUAUUGGAGGAAAAGAUCCCAUUAAAAUUUGACCUGUCAGCAGAAUGACAAGUGCAAUAGUUGUAAAUCUACUUGACACUAUAAUAAAUUGAAUUGAACUUUUAAGUCCUUUUACCAG
Molecule: messenger RNA, 4749 nt
Organism: Condylura cristata (star-nosed mole)
Lineage: Eukaryota; Metazoa; Chordata; Mammalia; Eulipotyphla; Talpidae
Gene: SH3D19
Product: SH3 domain containing 19
Exons: 20
Coding region: 784-3015 (743 amino acids)
Molecular function (GO): protein binding
Source: RefSeq, a predicted model, not a curated record